Molecule: messenger RNA, 4109 nt
Organism: Cladophialophora immunda
Lineage: Eukaryota; Fungi; Ascomycota; Eurotiomycetes; Chaetothyriales; Herpotrichiellaceae
Exons: 3
Coding region: 729-3398 (889 amino acids)
Biological process (GO): intracellular signal transduction; regulation of MAPK cascade; protein phosphorylation
Cellular component (GO): cytoplasm
Molecular function (GO): ATP binding; protein serine/threonine kinase activity
Source: RefSeq, a predicted model, not a curated record
UUCCACCCUUCCUCCCUUUCUAGCCGCCCAUUGUUACAGUGAAGUAUAGGCCGCCAAUUGGGCCAAUCCAGGCCAAUCCUAUUGCCCUCUUCCUCGUUUACAGGUUUCAGCCUGAUCCUGAAUCGACUCCAUUCCGCUCUGCCACUCGUUCGUUCGCUCGUUCGCCCAUUCGAUCCUACUCCAGUACCUGAGCGCCGUCGCCCAUCGCCCAUCGCCCAUCGCCCUACUCGUAUUCCUACCGGGCUACCUCACCUACCCUUGUCUUCGUUGUUACUCCCUAGGCGAAUUCUUGUUCUUCAGCCUCAAGAUUCACGACUUUGGACGUCGUAUAGAGUCCUGCCGUACAAUGCCAAUGUCUGUUUACUGAUACUCGCGCCAAAGUACCCUCGUUGACCGGAUAGCGCCGCCAAAAUAUCACCAGUUAAAGGGUGUGGAGCAGACUGCGCUCACCAACACACCAACCCCAGGCCAAGACUCAAUACAGGAGUAUCUCAAACGCAUUCACUGAAACUUCGCACGACGGUUUUUGCGUUCUACUCGUCUACUCUCCUCCGGUAUUCCUAGGUUUUCGGAGCCGCACGCAUGCUGUCAUUGCCUGCGCCUGCUCAGCCGACUACCGCUCCCCGCUGAAUCCCAGCUCUGCUGCAAGAUCAAACUCCGGUCUUGCGUCUCCGGCCCAAUACCACACCAGACGUGUAACAGAAGUAUCUUCAGACGCCGUCCCGACAAUGGCUUCAGGGCCCGAAAAUGGUUUCUACUCCUCGGGCCAGUUUAUGAAUCCAGGUCCUGCACCUCGUCCUCCUACCGAUCGACCUCGACAUUUGGAGUUGCAGCGCUCAAACACUUCGAUACCGACAAGCACCUUCGAGUCGAUGUCUUUAGGAGGGCCGGCGUCACCGGCGGUCAGUACUCCAAGUGCCCCUUACUUCUCCAAUGGCAGUUCUCUGUCCUUGUCAACGAACGGAAAACCCUCGGGUCCGGUCACUAUCAUCAAGGAAGGCCAUGUGCGCUGCAAAGAAGACAAAUUCCUCGCUCAAUGGAACCAACGAUACCUGAUUCUCCGCGAGUUCAGAUUGGAUUUCUUGAAGAGUGAGAAUGGAAAGCUCAUGCAGUCCAUCCAACUGAACACCGUGACCGGGGUGACUCGUUCUGAGGAAACGCGGAUGGCUUUUGAGAUCACCCGUGUUGCGAAUCCCAAAGAUGCAGGCGGCAAGAUCAUCAUGGCUCGUGAUUUGCCCACCCGGACCAUCACCUGUGAAGUCCGCAACGACGACGAAAUCUAUGAUUGGAUUGAUAAAAUAUAUGAGCGAUGCCCAGGCAUGGGGGGCGUAAGUAAUCCCACAAACUUCAGCCAUCGUAUCCACGUUGGCUUUGACCCUCAGACAGGCGGCUUUGUCGGACUACCGCAGGAGUGGGAGAAGCUGUUGAACAAUUCCGCCAUUACAAGAGACGACUACAAGAAGAACCCCCAGGCUGUCAUUGAAGUUUUACAGUUUGUAUCAGACCAGAAAAUGCGUGAGCAGCAUCCCGAAAUGUACACACCUGGCAUGGUCACUCCGCCAGCAGCCCAGCCGAAUAAGCAACUUGGAUAUCCGACAGGGGGCAAUAGUGUUGCUCCCCCAAGGCCAGCGCCGCCCACAGAUGCACAACGAUAUAAUGCUAAUCAGUUCAUCAACAAAUAUCAGGAGGGCCCUUCGCGAAUAGGGACUCCCCCCGGGAAACCGCCCUUGCAGCGGGCGCAAACAGACAAGGGUGCAUAUGACAUGGAGGCCGAUGCCGCCCGGAUCAAAGCGAUCGCUAACGAAGAACAAAAACGCCGUCAGAUGGAAGCGGAAGCGAAGCGCGCCAGAGAAGUUGAAAGACAAAGGGAACAAGAGCGAGAGGAUCUUGAGCGCAGCCGCAGAGAGCAAGAAGCCUACAACGCUUCAUUACCAAAGACACGCCCGCCGUUAGCUCAACAGGAGAUCGGAGGAUACGGAGGUGGCUCUGAUCGUGGACCCAACCGGCAAGAUCCUAGAUACAAUCCCGCGAGAGCUGCUCCAAGUGCUCCUCAACAGUCGUCUUCAGUAUCAGCGAGGCAAAAUCCCACAGCUCAAAGACCAGCCCCUUCUGCCCCGAGCAGCAGCUCCCAAAAAUCCAUUCCCCAGUCGCUUUCUGCUAGCCAGAGCUCAUUACGAUCACCGGAGAGCAGAGAUCGUGAUCGUCAGCCUUCGCCAAACGCUAGAUAUCCGCCUGGUGAGGCCCCACGGAAGGAAUCUAGCCCCAAACCACAAGCGAAUGGUGUUAAUGGACAGUCUGUGAGUCGCUCACAAGGAUCCGUGCAACAACCGAAGCCUCUCAAUGUCGCCAAACAACCGCAAGCGAAACCCGCAGCCGAUCCACGCAAAGAAGCCGAAAUUGCAUUAACGGCGAAGAAGCCAGUCGAAGAGCGGGCCAAGGAAGUUCGGAUGUCGAGUAUGAGCGAAAGCGAGGUCAUGGCCAAGCUCAAACAGGUAGUAUCGAAAGACAACCCUUUGGAAUCAUACAGCAAGCAAAAGAAGAUUGGUCAGGGUGCUUCUGGCUCAGUCUAUGUUGCCCGAGUCAAGGAAAGCGCGACAUCAGCUGUUGCGCGUGAACUGUACCGCACACAUGGUCCGAAGGGCCAGGUCGCCAUCAAGCAGAUGGAUCUUCGUAACCAGCCGCGUAAGGAGUUGAUCGUCAACGAGAUCAUCGUCAUGAAAGACUCCAAACAUCCCAACAUCGUCAACUUCCUCGACUCCUUCCUCCAAGAACAGAACAACGAGCUGUGGGUGGUGAUGGAGUUUAUGGAAGGUGGUGCGCUUACGGAUAUUAUCGACAAUAACCCAGUGAUCACCGAGGAUCAGAUUGCCACCAUCUGCUUCGAAACCUGCAAGGGGCUUGCUCAUUUGCAUUCUCAAGACAUCAUCCACCGUGACAUCAAGAGUGACAAUGUACUGCUCGACCGCGUGGGCAAUGUCAAGAUCACCGAUUUCGGGUUUUGUGCUAAGCUCACCGAAUCGAAGAGCAAGCGGGCAACAAUGGUCGGGACACCCUACUGGAUGGCCCCGGAGGUUGUGAAGCAAAAAGAGUACGGACCCAAGGUUGACAUUUGGUCUCUCGGCAUUAUGGCUAUUGAGAUGAUUGAGUCGGAGCCACCAUAUCUCAACGAAGAACCGCUCAAGGCCUUGUUCUUGAUUGCAACAAACGGCACACCGCGGUUGAAGAACCCCAACAAACUGUCACGGGAGCUGAAGGCGUUCCUCAGCGUCUGUCUCUGCGUCGACGUCAGGAGCCGCGCUAGCGCCGACGAAUUGCUUCGGAACGACUUUAUGCGCAUGGGAUGCAGUUUAGCGAGCCUCAGCGAACUUUUGAAAUGGCGAGAAAAGGGUCGACAAUGAUGACCUCGCGCCGCAAUAUCGGGCCGGGAUAAUAUGGAAUAUCACUGGGCUUGGGGACGAAUUUAAUGGCUAUUGGGAAAGGAUCAUACAGGCGUCGACCGUUCUUUCACUCCACACGCAUCUUGGAUACGGGGCCGGAAUCUAUUGGGAGCUGCGGUUGCGGGGAGUCUAGACCGAUCGGAGCGACACGGUAGCGACUCGCAAGCCACUUGAAGAUCGUCAAAGCGAAGAGUUUGAUUGUGUGUUUCUUGUCAAGACCCAGAGAUGGCAGAGAAAAGGGACGACGAUGAUGGUUAUUUCACGGUUGAUGAUUGAAUGGGAAACGGAUCUUGCAUUAAAUGCUUGCCAGUUGACAGGGAGCAUCUUCCCCCUCCAGUUGCCUUGCACAAUGAUAUCCCUGGGUAUGAAGGAGAUAUGUCGUGGCAUGAUGCAAGCUCGUACGUGGCUGCAAGCCGCCAGAUAGAUGGACAGAGGCUGCGCAAGUCUUGGGCAUCGACAUGACUUCGGCCACGGUUUCACUCGAAGGGGUCGAGGCCGGUCGAUGAACAGCCCAUCGACAGGCCGCAUUUGCGAAGACGAGAAGGUGGAGGUCUGCGCUAUACACGUUGAAUAUGGAGAUUAGGCACAGAGCGAGAUGUCGCUUCAACAAAAAGAAAGGGCGAAAAUCCAAUCCAGUAUGAUUUUCCAAGCUCUAACACCUCUCUAACCUAG